GGGCGGGCCGUACCAACACCCCCCCGGGGGAGGCCGUCCUCACCCCCUCCCACCGGCUCCCCGCGCCGGCCGCAUCGCUAACGGGAACCCCCCGUGAGGCGGACGCGGUUCGCGGUGUCCCCGAGCGGGGCGGGAAGCGUGGGGCGAGGCGAUUCGCCCCGGGGCGGGGAGGAAGGAGGCGGGAGGCGGGGGAGGAGGUGGGGGCCCGACCGUCCCCCCGUCCCCGCGGCGGGGUGGUGUGGCCCAGCUCCGGAGGGCGGGGGGCGGCGCAGCGCUCGCUGCUCGCCGCUAAACGCGCCCGGCGCGGGGAGGCGGCGGCCGGACCCGGAGCGGCUGAGCAGCCGAGCUCGGAGCAUGGCAGCGAUCGGAGCCGCUUCUCGCGUCUCGCCGGCUCCUCUCGGUCGUGGGGAACUUUUUCCAGCGGCCGGUGCCUCCCCGCGGUGGUGGCGGUGGCAGAGACGGCGGCGCCGGGCGGGUUCGGCGCUGCCCCCGGGGUUGGGGCUGCUGGGACUGGUGUUCUCCCGCUUCUGCUGCAGUGCCUUAGCUGGACCAGUUGUUGAUCCACAUGUGACAGCAGUUUGGGGGAAGAAGGUUGCACUGAAAUGCAUAAUUGAUGUAAAUGAAACAAUAACACAAGUUUCUUGGGAGAAGAUCCAUGGUAAAAUUUCAGAGACUAUUGCUGUUCAUCAUCCUGAAUAUGGAAUUUCUAUUCAAGAAAAAUACCAAGGAAGAGUGUCAUUUAAAAACUACUCACUUACUGAUGCAACAAUCAUCCUAAAAAAUGUAAGCUUUUCUGAUGCAGGAGAAUAUAUCUGUAAGGCAGUUACAUUCCCUCUUGGAAAUUCACAGUCGUCAGUAACUGUAACAGUAUUAGUUGAACCUGUUGUCAGCUUAACAAAAGGACCAAACCCUCUCAUUGAUGGUGCAAAUCAAACAAUAGCAGCCAUUUGUACAGCAGCCACUGGAAAACCUGCUGCAGAGAUUGACUGGGAAGGAGGUCUUGGUGAAAUGGAAUCCAGCUCCACUUUGUUUCCAAAUGAAACAGUGACAGUCAUAAGUCAGUAUAAUAUUGUCCCUACACGAUUUGCAAGAGGAAGACGAAUAACUUGUAUUGUGAGGCACCCAGCUUUGGAAAAGGAGAUGAGAUUCUCUCAUGUGUUGGACAUACAGUAUGCCCCAGAAGUUUCAGUAACUGGAUAUGAUGGAAACUGGUUCAUUGGAAGAGAAAAUGUUCAGCUCAGAUGUAAUGCUGACGCAAAUCCAUUACCUAUGGAAUUCAUGUGGACCAGGCUGGAUGGGCAGUGGCCUGAAGGACUGCUGUCUGUCAACAAUACUCUGCAGUUCAACAGCCCACUGACUUACAACUACACUGGGACUUACAUCUGUAAGGUGACUAAUUCCCUUGGUCAGAGAAGUGAUCAGAAGACCAUCUACAUAUUAGAUAUGCCAUUUAAGCAGACAUCUUCUGUUGCUGUAGCAGGGGCUGUGAUUGGAGCAGUCCUUGCUCUUUUUAUCAUUACCAUCUUUGUGACAGUGCUGCUGACCCCAAGGAAGAAAAGGCCAUCCUAUCUUGACAAAGUGAUUGAUCUUCCACCCACUCACAAACCAUCUUCACGUGAAGAGAGAGCAUUCUCUCUACCACAGAAAGAAACUGUGAUUCAGAAAGAACAUCUUGCUUUGCAAAGUCAGUAUGGAGAGAAAGAUACUGGAAACUUGCAGCACAUGAAAGCUGUGAAUGAAAGGCAACUUAUCUGUGAGGCUGAAGAGCUACAGGAACAACAGUGUCUUCAGCAUAUGUACCCUGUUUAUCAGCAGACAUACUACAAAAAUUGGAACAGCGGACACCCUCAAAACUCCGGACCUGGAAGAGUCUACAUCAAUCCAAGGGAGCACUAUGUAUGAUUUAUGUAUACUGAUGCUAGCUUUAAGAUAUGAGGUUUUGCAUAUUUACUGACCAUAGGACCAAUAAGUCUUGUUGGCUUCCAUUUCUAAAACAAUUGCUUUUCUUUUUCCUGUGGGAAGAAAUUGCAUGGCAGUUCUGUAUAAGUAAACCUUAUGGAAUUUGUGACUUAAUCUUGCUUCUAGUGUUUUGUAUGUAUUUUAGUAGUUACAGCACAAUGUCAACCUGCCAAAAGAGGAGAGAGCUAUCUGGCUUUAUUAUUUAUGCUUUAUAGGCUUAAGAAGUAUUAUUUACAGUUCAGUUAGUUGACAGACAACAAAAUGUGCUGCCCUUGUUAUAUAUGAUUCCAUAGGGAAUGUUUUCCCUUUAAAUGGAUAUUUUGAAAUUACUAACUUUUACAUAAGUAAGGUAAAUACUGUCAAGGGAAUUGGAUCCGUGGUGACAUGAGUAGUCUCAGGCUGUGAAUCAAUUCCUUUGCAUCUUAGAAAACUUGAGAUAAUUACCAUUUUGACUAGCCUUAGCAACCGGUUUCUCCACUGCCUCUACCUCUUUGAGUCAAAUGAGCAACUAAACUACCUCUCAAGUACUAAAUUACUGUUUUAUAAAAUGUUAGGUGUCUUCUCACCUUGUAAAAAUAGAUGCAAUUUCCUUACAUCAUCAGAAGCUUUUCUCCUUUUUAUUUGGAUCUUGGCUGUGAAUCGAUGUACUUCUUCAUUAUAGGUUCAGGUAGGUCUAUAUGAAAUUUAUUUGCUGGACAAGAAUUAGUAGAUAAAACUGUCUGAAAGCGUCUUACGUUUAAAUGCAUCUUAACUACAAAUUACUAUUUAGCCUUCUUCCUCAGUGAAGUGUUGUGGAGUUUCUUCUUGCUUGGCAGUUAAUACAUUUUAUGCUCUUUGUGGUAAAACUACUGCCAUGAGGCAUUCUCACGUCUUAGCAAGAUAAGGAGAGCUUUAGUAGUCUUCAAGUUUCCAGCACCAUUUUCUAAUCUUAGCCAGUACUAUGAAAUAACUGCUGAAUGUCCUGAUGCCUCCAGUGCUAACAUUAUUCCAGAUAAAUUUUUAUCAUUGUGGGUAAUGGUUGAAAAAACUUGCUCAGGAUCUUCAUAGAGAGGGGAAGGAAAACAAAAACAAAAACUUUCACAGUAAAACAAAUAUUCUGCAAGUAAAAAAGUGUAUAUUUGUAUUAAUGCCAAAAUGAGCUCAUGGGACUACUUAUUGUUGCUGUUUUAAAAUACUUCGUCUUGCUGACUGGAAUUACUCAGAAACUUGCACAUAAGUACAGAACAAUGAUUUUUCAGUCAGAUUACUUUAAGACAACAUUAAUUAUGUCUCUUUCUGAACUAAUUGUUGUAACAGAUUGAACAUUGCUUCUGUAAUAUUUGUGGUUUUUUCUUGAAGACGUUUGAAAUUAAGACAGGAAAGAGUCACCAUUGUAGAAACAAUAGAAUUGAAAGCUGAUAGGUAUAGUUAAAUAUGCUGUGAGCAGAAUGCUUUUAUGAAACUUGUAUUCAUCUCCAUUAUAGUGAAGUUAAUGACAUCACUAAUUACAAUAGCAUUAGGUAAAUAUGUCUAGUUUGUUACAGGAAGCAGCUAGAAGCUGAUGGCUUAGAUGUUCAUGUUCUGGAACUGGAUGUUCAUUCUUUACUUUUGGAGCAACUUAUGCAAAAGCAAGCUGCUUAUUGAGAAAUGUUUCCCAUUAAUUUCCAUGGGAACUAAGACAGAUAAAAAGAGCAGAACAACACUAUUUGAUAAAGCAAAUUCUCAGCUACAAAACACUUGUCAACAGUCAUCACCAUUAGCUAAUUAGCAGGGAUGAGCUAAUUGAUGUGUUAAUGGAAGCAUUCAUCAUUUCAUGGUGUGGCAGCUGUGCAUGUUUGUCUGGAAUGUGGCUUGUCUUUCAUGUUGUGGCCACUGCAGAAACAUACCACCUAGCACCUCACUGUGCUCACAUCCACUGUUUGGUCUCCAUUAAAUGUUCAGUAAGCAUCAAUGGAUGUCAGUGGGUGCAAUUUUUUUCUGCACGGAAGAAUUCAGUGGCGGACCUCUACUUCAUACAAACUUCCAUAUCAGAUGCCAAGUUGAUAGCUAAAGGAGUGGUGGAGUAAAUUGUUGGUGAAGAUGAUGUUUGGGAGCUGUUUUGAACCACUUGAAAACUUGCUGUUACGGACUAAUGAGCAUGCUCAUUUGAAUUCUGAACAACUAUUCUCAACUUGAAACCUGCUAUGUUUGGGACUUGAAUAAGGUCUUCUGCAUCCACAAAUUUUUCCAUUGUCAGUUGUUUUUUGAUAUUAGACAAAUAUCACUGAGCAAAACUUGAUAUGAAAGUGUCUUGAAUAUGCAUUACAGGUGGUUCAAAACUUGUAUUAUAGUAAUGCUUACACUAAAUUUGUUAGCUCAAUAUGAUGCUCUGAGCAUCAUAUUGAUGAUAACUUCCUAUUGUGUUCACAGACUGGAAUUCUGAACUUACACUUUAUUUCUUGUUUGCAAGUAUUUUGUUAUGAAGAGUUUGAAACGGUGGGGUGAGGGGAAGAAUAAUGUUAUCAACAAAAUUUUUAAUUUUAUUUGAAAAGAAUACUAAGAAUGUGAGAGUAUCCUUAAGAAAGAUGUAGUCUGCCUGUGUUGCUCAAGUUAUUUGGGGGGGGUCUGGGUGGGGGGAACUUAUAGAAAGUCUUGCAAGCUGCCUGUUAGCAUGUACUUUUCCCUAAAGUAGUCAGGAAAAUACAUUACUGUGGUUAUUAUCUGUGAGGACUUCUUUUUGUAAUCCAUUCAGGGAUAUUUAGAAUAAGUAUUCUGAGAUGUUGCCUACAGUUUUGUGUGUGGCUAGAUGUUCUGGGGUGGAGAUAUUGCAUAGAGCUCUUUAAAUAUGAGAGUAUAAAUAGGUAGGAUUUUGCACAGAAGUUGCACACUUAGAAGUUUCUGCCUUUUUAAGGUCUAGAAAAUGUCUUAUUUUUGUACAUAUUCAAAUGUUUGUAUUUUGGAUUAUGGCUUAAA
Phasianus colchicus (ring-necked pheasant) is the source of this 4890-nucleotide messenger RNA. It is a transcript of the gene NECTIN3, whose product is annotated as nectin cell adhesion molecule 3. Gene Ontology annotation, cellular component: adherens junction; apical junction complex. The record is from RefSeq and is a predicted model, not a curated record. Lineage: Eukaryota; Metazoa; Chordata; Aves; Galliformes; Phasianidae. Gene Ontology annotation, biological process: homophilic cell-cell adhesion; heterophilic cell-cell adhesion; symbiont entry into host cell.